UAUUAUCAGGCAACUUUUAAAGAUCUAUGUCUAUAAAUUAUGUACAUCUCUAAGCGACAAUGACGUUAAUUAUCAAUAAUUUAUGCAUAUACCUACAUAACUAAUUAGCUUGCAAUCUGUUUCAACACCCGAAUCGAUAAAAUCAAGGGAAAACGGAUAAUAGAACAAAGCCGACCAGUUCUUGUUUAUCGCGUGACGUCAUAGCAGACUUUCAGCCAUGAUUGAUCUAAGACUGGUUAAGAAAAAAUCGAUCAAACUUUUUACACGGGGCUCGAGCUUUCUCUGCUUAUAAAUUCACAUUAGCGGUAGGCUUGUUAAAAGUAAGACGUUAGCGGGCAAUUUAGAGAAAACUUUUAAUUAAGUUGGUGGCUAGAUUUUAAUUUAUUAAUCCGAUUAAUUCCGUUUGAAGUCGAGGUUAACUUCAUCAUGUCGGGUACAAAUCGCCGACCACUGAGUGCUCAAUCAAGAACUGCUUGGGGAGACGGCAUUGACAACUACGGAUCUGAGCCUGGACCUCCGGAUUCACCAAUGGAAAACAAAAAUUGGAAUGGCAGUCAAAGUGACACCAGGGCUCUGAGCCGAGCUUCUAAACCUCAAUCAAAAGGAUGCUUCUCCAGAAUUUGCGGUGGCAUAAGAUCAUUAUGGGCCACACGUCAUACAGAGGAGACCAAACAGAACCGAGAAUUGUAUGUGAAGACAACUCUGCGAGAACUGAUUAUCUACAUUGUUUUCUUGAUCAUCAUCUGUGUCAUUACUUUUGGUAUGACGAGUACAACUAUGUAUUACUACACCAAGGUUAUGAGUGAUUUGUUCCUGGAUACACCCAACUCUAAAGCCGGUACAUUCCGAACACUAACAAAUGUUGAUGACUUCUGGAGAUAUGCCAAGGAACCUCUAAUGAAAGGCCUCUACUGGGAAACAUGGUAUAACAAUGAAUCCGUUCCAGAAGCUCAACAAGGCUACAUUUAUUACGAGAACAAGCUACUUGGUGUUCCACGAAUCCGGCAGCUCAAGGUCCACAGUAAUUCCUGCGUUGUUCAUGAAGAUUUCAAGGGUGUCAUUCAAGAAUGUUUUGAUUCUUAUGCGGAGGGUAUAGAGGACACGAAGCCGUUUGGUCAAAAUGGUGUCAAUGACAAUGACACGGCAUGGAACUAUCAAACGGAAUCGACUCUGGGCGGCUCGUCACAUUGGGGUUUGCUGACAACCUAUAGUGGUGCGGGUUAUGUGCAGGACUUGGCGUUAAAUAUGUCAGAAUCCGAGAAGAUUAUCAACAAUCUAUUUGAUAAUUUAUGGAUUACGCGAGGAACAAGAGCGAUAUCCAUAGACUUUACCGUUUACAACGCCAACAUCAAUCUCUUCUGUGUAAUUAGAUUGUUUAUUGAAUUCCCUGCAACUGGUGGUGCCAUUCCAUCUUGGACGUUCCGUACCGUAAAACUGAUCCGUUAUGUUAGUAUCGGUGAUUUCUUCAUCAUGGCCUGUGAAUGUAUCUUCGUCCUGUUCAUCCUCUACUAUAUUGUUGAAGAAUGCCUCGAGAUCAAGAAACAUCGUCUCCACUACUUCAAGAGUUUCUGGAAUAUUCUUGAUAUCUUGGUUAUCAUUAUCUCACUGAUCUGUGUGGCGUUUGAUGUUUAUCGGUCGGUCGAGGUGGACCAGAAAUUGACGAGUCUGUUGGUGAACAAGGAACAGUAUUCAGACUUUGAACGUCUGAGUUACUGGGAGACGAGGUUUAGCAACGCCAUCGCCAUCUGCGUCUUUUUGGCCUGGAUUAAGAUUUUCAAGUACAUCAGCUUCAACAAGACCAUGACCCAGCUGUCAUCAACUCUCGGUCGUUGUGCUAAAGAUUUGGCCGGGUUCGCUGUCAUGUUCUUCAUCAUUUUCUUGGCCUUUACGCAGUUGGGUUAUCUGCUCUUUGGUACGCAGGUGAAAGACUUCAGCAGCUUCCAGAACUCAUUCUUCACCCUGUUCCGAAUCAUCCUGGGAGACUUUGACUUCCAGCAACUCGAGGCAGCAAACCGAAUUCUUGGACCGAUCUUCUUCAUGCUGUUCGUAUUCUUUGUAUUCUUUGUACUGAUCAACAUGUUCUUAGCCAUCAUUAACGAUACUUACUCGGAAGUCAAAGGUGACAUGGCCAAUAUGAAGAACGAAUUUGAAAUGGCUGACUAUUUUAAGAAGGGCUACUCGCGUGUAUUGGACAAAUUGAACCUCAAAAGAGAUAAAAUCGUGGAUAUUCAGAAGGCCUUGCGAUCAGCAGACAUCAACCAGGACAAACAACUCGACUUUGAUGAAUGGAGGCAGGAUCUUAAAACUCGUGGUUACGCUGAUGCUGAAAUUGAGGCUAUGUUUGCUAAAUAUGAUAUCGAUGGCGAUCGAGUACUUGAUGAAGGAGAACAAAAACGUAUGCAGGCCGAUCUUGCUGACCAAAGGGUGGCUCUUAACAAAGCUUUUAACGAACUCGAAGGCAAAGGAACUCGACAAGGUACGGCUCGUAGAUCCAGUAGUCGUGUCAGUUUUAAUGACGACAGUGGUGACGACAGUGACGAUGAAGACAGCGGCACAAAAUCUUCUAGAACAGGCAGAACUUCCAGUGGUGUUUCAUACGAAGAAUUUACAGUUUUAUCGCGAAGGGUGGAUAGAAUGGAACAUUCGAUUGGUAGUAUUGUGUCAAAGAUAGACGCUGUUUUAGUAAAAUUAGAAGCUAUGGAAAAAGCUAAAUUAAAAAGAAGGGAAACAAUGGGAAAAAUAUUAGACAGUAUUACAGAGUCCGAUGGGACGAGUGAUGAGAUGAAGCGAGAACAGAUGGAGAGAUUAGUUAGAGAAGAAUUAGAAAGAUGGGAUUCAGAAACAUCUAUGACAGCAGGUAGCGGACGGGGCGCAUCACCUGGUGCAGGUAGUGGUAGUAGUGGUCACGGAGCACGACCCAGAUCACGCCCAGCUUCAGGACAAAACUCUUCAGAUGUUUAAACGGGAGAUUAUGUAGUCGAGCACAUCACGUCUCCGGUGUGAUGAUAGUUCCUACACAACUACCAUCUUGUCUUAAUACUGCUGAUGUCAACCAUUCCAUCGUUCUAUGUCUUUAUAGAAUUUGUUAUUUUAUUUAUGUGUUUUAUGGUCUGGUAUAUAGGCUUUAAAUCUCUCUCUCUCUCUCUCUCUCUCUCUCUCUCUUCUCUCUCUCUCUCUCACUCACUCAUGAAAGUGCAGAUAGCCUGGCUUUUGGGACAGGUGGGGACAAGGUAUCUGUAUUCGUACAUAAUACCUCAAUUCCUGUCUCCGUUACCUCUUAAGCUAUGCUCUCACUCUCUCUCUCUCUCUCGAUCAGUUAUUAAUAGUAUUAUUUUCUAAUGGUAUAAUCCAGUUAUUACUGACCUUGUCCGAGUUGUUACUGAAAUAUCAUGUUACGGCACACCUGGUUACAGCUCCCUGUUAAAUGUGCCACAUUCAAAAACUUAAAACCAAAUUCAAAAUAAAUUAAGACAAAUUGUCUUUCUUGAGAAAAAAACAACUUUAAAACUUUAUUUUCCUUCUUUAAUUUUUGUUUAUCCAGAGGCGAAUGAAUUAAAUCAUGGGAUGAACAAAUAUUCAAGUUUCAAUCAUACUGAGGACAUAAUCCGUACGCUGGAUUAAACCUUAAAAAAUAAAAAAUAAAUAUGUUUAUUUCCUGAAAAAAAUAAUUAAGAAUUUAUUUCUCUUUGGUUUAUUUCUUAAGUUUAUUUGAUUUUUAUGUCAAUAUUUUAUCAUUAUAAAAUAUGGAGCGAUAUUAGAAUCUGUCCACAAGUUGUUUAAUGGUUUCAGGCAAGACAUUGAGUAAUAUAUAGAUAUAACCCUCGGACUAUCGUCCUCGUGCAAUAUCAAUAUAUUACUUAACCUCUCACCUUCGACCAUGAACACAAACUUACCAUUUGUGGAUAGAUUCUAAAGUCUAGCCUAAAAUAAUGUGUUAAGAGAUUUGGUUAUGGUGGGGUUUUAUUUGUAGAUUAAUUUAAUUUUACCUGUUUAUUUAAUUUUACCUGUAUAUUUUAUUAAAGUUUGUCCUUGUUUGUGAAUAUUUUAAGGGACCAAGUGUAUAUUUUGAAAGAUAGUAAUAUUACUACUGUGAAUAUUGCAUGAAAAUUUUAACCAUGAAAACUUUGUAAUUCUUGACUAACUUCAUGUCUCUCAUUGUCUUCUUUCUCCAGCCCUGUGGGUUUUCUCCGGGUUUUCUCCGGGUUCUCCAGGUUUCCUCCCACUGCUAAAGACCCCUACGCGCAAGUGAAUUAUUGAAAUAAAAAUUGAACCAUGUGUUAGUCCCGAAAUGACCUCUAGUUUGUGUUGAGUGGACAAAUUAAAAACCCAUUUCUCAGUUGUUUAGGCCAAGUGUCAAAUUGUUUAGAUCUUCCAUCAAAUUGUUUAGACUUUAGACCCAAUGUCAAAUUG
This is a messenger RNA of Patella vulgata (common limpet), 4410 nucleotides long. Its product is annotated as polycystin-2. The record is from RefSeq and is a predicted model, not a curated record. Gene Ontology annotation, biological process: detection of mechanical stimulus. NCBI's taxonomy places the organism in Eukaryota, Metazoa, Mollusca, Gastropoda, Patellidae. Bases 427 to 2961 code for a protein of 844 amino acids. Gene Ontology annotation, molecular function: calcium channel activity; calcium ion binding. Gene Ontology annotation, cellular component: membrane. The transcript has 15 exons.